Messenger RNA from Amaranthus tricolor (Joseph's coat), 1662 nucleotides. Its product is annotated as embryogenesis-associated protein EMB8. NCBI's taxonomy places the organism in Eukaryota, Viridiplantae, Streptophyta, Magnoliopsida, Caryophyllales, Amaranthaceae. Gene Ontology annotation, molecular function: monoacylglycerol lipase activity; short-chain carboxylesterase activity. The record is from RefSeq and is a predicted model, not a curated record. The coding region runs from base 113 to 1432 and encodes 439 amino acids. The transcript has 9 exons.
UGAAUUGUGAUAAACGUGGACAAAAGAACUCCACAAGCUCCUUCAUUUCCAGAUUUGUUUGAAUUGUGAUAGGACCCGACUUGAAAACCAUGCCCACAAAAUCAACCCACCAAUGGCCCGUCUCAAUUCUCACUUUCUCUUCCAUACUAGCUAUUUCCCUUCCUCCUUCACCACCAUUACCGCACACCACCGCCUCCACGUCACUAGAUCCUACGUGGCAUCAAUGUCAGAAACGGGUACCCGACAGGCUAUUCAAGUUCAUCCGUCACUCGAAGUUCUUGGAGGUGGUCGCAACAAGUUUUUACCCGCUUUGAAGAAGUAUCUGGAGGACCCAUACAACCCGUUUCCUCUAAUCGGGUCUAACCGACAUGUUGAGACCAUAUUUGCUGCGUUUUAUCGGUCUCUUCCAGAAGUUAAGUAUAAGCGAGAAUGUUUAAGAACUAAAGAUGAUGGUGCUGUUGCUCUUGAUUGGGUUGCUGGCGAUCAUUCUACACUCCCUCCUCUUUCCUCAAUCUUAAUUUUGCUGCCAGGACUUACAGGAGGCAGUGGUGAUACUUAUGUAAGACAUAUGUUGAUUAGGGCCAGGCAGCUCGGCUGGAGAGUGGUCGUCUUCAACAGUCGUGGCUGUGCUAACAGCCCCGUUACUACACCUCAGUUCUAUUCAGCUUCUUUCACUGGGGAUCUUUCAGAAGUUAUUGCACAUGUCAGUGGGAGAUAUCCUAAAGCCAACUUAUAUGCUGUUGGCUGGUCUCUUGGAGCUAAUAUUCUUGUACGUUACCUAGGUGAGCGUCCAUGGGAGAAUGUAGAGUUUCUCGAAGGGCAAUAUGAAUCCCAUAAUUGCUGCCUUGCUGGAGCUGUGUCCCUGUGUAACCCGUUCAAUCUGCCAAUUGCAGAUGAGAACUUUCACAAGGGCUUUAAUAAUAUUUAUGAUAAAGCACUAGCGAACAGCCUUCGGAAAAUAUUCAAGCAGCAUGUCACUCUCUUUGAAGACAUUGGUGGAGAGUAUAACAUACCAAUGGCUGCAAAUUGCAAGACUGUAAAGGAGUUUGAUGAAGCCCUGACUCGAGUAUCUUUUGGGUUCAAAUCAGCUGAUGACUACUAUUCACAUUCAAGUAGUUCAGAUUCAGUUAAACAUGUUUGUGUUCCAUUGCUUUGUAUACAGGCUGCUAAUGAUCCCAUUGCUCCAGCUUCUGGUAUACCUAGCAAAGACAUUGAGGAAAAUGACAACUGUCUAUUAGUUGUAACCCCAAAGGGCGGUCAUUUGGGGUGGGUUGCAGGGAAGGAAGCACCAUUCGGAGCACCAUGGACAGAUCCAUGCGUGAUGGACUUUUUACAGCAUCUGGAAAAAAGAUCAUCCGGAGCUUCAUUGUCGUCUAGCCAAUUAAACGGAGCCCCAACAUAUAAUGAGGAAAUGCUUGCUGCAGAAGUGUAGCUGAUUGUGCAUAACUCUUAUAAUAUCCAUCAUUCCAAUUGUUUGGAUGCCUCAAAAUGUAGAUAGUCCAAUUCUUAGCUGAAACUUCUCUCGGGAAACUCCAUAGAAGCCUACAAUUGAUUGUAUUCUUAGCUUAAAAUGAAACAUCAAAUACCAUUAAAUACCAAAUUAUAUAUGUAUUUCUAUUUGAAAUGUGUUUCUCUUCCAAACAAAGUAAAAUCAUUUCUGCA